GAGAUGUUCAUUCCUUUCUACACUGGACAGCUCUAUCAGUUCAGGGUGUCGAGGCGGCCUCUUCAUGUGUGCCGUCAACAGUUUCACCUGCAGAGUCAAACUUAAGCUGUUCGGGGCCCUUGUAAGUCAGGACAUUGCCUUCUUUGAGACCACCAAGAGAGGUGACCUUACCUCCAGGCUGUCCACAGACACCAAUCUGAUGGCCCGGGCCGUUGCCCUGAAUGUCAAUGUUCUGCUACGAACAUUCAUCAAAACCUUGGGCAUGCUCUCCUUGAUGCUUAGCCUGUCCUGGAAGCUCACAUUGCUUAUGUUGAUGGAGACACCACUAACUGGGUUGCUUCAAAACAUAUAUGACACAUUCUACCAGAAACUGUCUAAGGAGGUGCAAGACUCUAUUGCACGAGCCAAUGAUGCUGCAGAAGAGGCUGUGUCAGGCAUCCGGACUGUCCGAGGAUUCAAAACAGAGAAGAGGGAGUCAUGGCUCUAUGAAAACCGACUGAUGGACACUCACAAAUUGAAAACUCAAAGGGAUACUGUUAGAGCAGUGUACCUGCUAGUCCGGAGGAUUGUAGAACUUGGCAUGAAGGUGGCAAUGCUAUACUAUGGCAGACUGAUUAUUCAGUCCGGACAGAUGAGCACGGGGAAUCUGGUGUCCUUCAUCCUGUACCAGUCUGACCUGGCUGAUAAUAUCAGAACUUUAAUUUACAUCUUUGGUGACAUGCUAAAUUGUGUGGGUGCAGCAGGUAAGGUCUUUGAGUACCUGGACAGGAUGCCAGAAAUAAGCACUGAAGGAACCAUGCAGUCUGAUUUUCUGAAGGGACACGUCCAGUUUCAGAAUCUCACAUUCUCCUACCCGACCCGCCAUGACCAGAAGGCACUGAAGGGCUUUUCUCUUGAACUGAAGCCGGGGCAGAUGACAGCUUUGGUGGGUGCCUCAGGUGGGGGCAAGUCCACCUGUGUGAGUCUGCUAGAGAGAUUUUACCAGGCCCAGGAGGGGGAGAUUCUCCUAGAUGGACAUCCACUGCAGAAUUAUGAGCACAAAUAUCUGCACAGAAAGAUUGCCAUGGUAGGCCAGGAGCCUGUGCUUUUCUCUGGUUCUGUGAAAGACAACAUCGCCUACGGGCUGGGAGAGUGUUCCCUACAGCGAAUACAGGAAGCGGCCCGCAAAGCCAAUGCCCAUGGCUUCAUCUCUCAGCUGGAGAAACAAUAUGACUCAGAUGUGGGAGAGAGGGGAGGUCUGCUGUCAGGCGGUCAGAAGCAGCGCAUUGCCAUUGCCAGGGCUCUGAUCAGAGAGCCACAGGUGCUCAUCCUGGAUGAGGUGACCAGCUGUCUGGACACAGAGAGUGAACAAAUGGUGCAAGAAACUUUGGCCUCCUGUCCCAACCAGACCCUGCUAGUGAUUGCUCAUAGACUGAAGACCAUCGAGAAAGCAAAUCAGAUUGUAGUGGUUGACAAUGGGACAGUAAUUGAGAAGGGCACUCAUAAAGAACUCAUGGAAAAACAGGGAACCUACUACAGGCUAAAAGAAAGACUCUUCACUGAAAGUUAAACAAUCUUAACAAAUCAGAUUCCUGUACGACUUUGUUGUUUUUCAGGCUGUAUAGAAGUUUGUAGGAAAUAGGCCAAUAUAUGUUUGGUGUCAUGUUUAAGUACCUUUUUAGUUUGCCCUGUCAUAUAACUGUAAGAAUAAUAGGUUAUUAUAGCCAAAUAAUUACAACUGGUUGUUUUCUGCAUGUGCAUGAGUUGUAAAUAAAGUUAUUUUCUUUUUCCAAAAUUGA
Molecule: messenger RNA, 1778 nt
Organism: Alosa alosa (allis shad)
Lineage: Eukaryota; Metazoa; Chordata; Actinopteri; Clupeiformes; Clupeidae
Product: ABC-type oligopeptide transporter ABCB9-like
Exons: 10
Coding region: 65-1549 (494 amino acids)
Biological process (GO): transmembrane transport
Cellular component (GO): membrane
Molecular function (GO): ATP hydrolysis activity; ATP binding; ABC-type oligopeptide transporter activity
Source: RefSeq, a predicted model, not a curated record